Molecule: messenger RNA, 300 nt
Organism: Exserohilum turcica Et28A
Lineage: Eukaryota; Fungi; Ascomycota; Dothideomycetes; Pleosporales; Pleosporaceae
Exons: 1
Coding region: 1-300 (99 amino acids)
Source: RefSeq, a predicted model, not a curated record
AUGGCGACGUCGCGCGCAGUCAAGAACGUCCCCGAUGCCACGCAGACCAUAUCUAGCCUCAUGCGGGACGAUAGGGAACCAGUCACUCGGCUUCCGCUCAUGAUCAAGCAGGGUAGUGACAGCCAUGACAGGACUUACAGGGGCAGUCCUCCAUUCUUCAACACUCUAAUGGGCUUUGGUCUGGGCGUCAACGACACGCGACAAGAAUGUUCACCUGCAGACCCAAUGGAUAACCUUUCUCUAGAGACGUUUCUCGGCAUAGCUCAGAACAGCGGCGAGCGAAAUCCUAGAACCGUCUGA